UUCCGAAGCGCUUAGUACAGUGCUCUGCACACAGUCCCCCGUCGUGGGCGGCAUGUCCGGCGACUCAGCCUCCGGGGCCCGGGAGCUGGCGGUGGCCCUGACCCGCGUCCUGGGGCUGUACGGGUCCCUGCUGGAUUCCUGCAUCAUUGAGUUUUUCACCGACAACCUGUGGGCGAAGCUCCCGGCCGCCUGGCAGGAGGCGUUGGACGGGCUGAGCCCCCCGGAGCUGGCCGCCGCCCUGUUAGAGCCCCCCGGGAGCGGGCCCGGGCCACGGUUCCGGGCCGUGUGGCCGCUGACCCUGCUGGCCCUGAGGGUGACCACCCACAGUUUAUGCUUCUCCCGGGUGCCGGCGAGCCCCGGUUCCGAGUUCGAGGGCAACCCGGCUCAGAGCCCCCUGCUCCCCGCCCCCUUCCGCCGGCACGUUCGACCCAAGAAGCAGCACGAGAUCCACCGGCUGGGACAGGUGGUGCAGCGGCUGAGCGAGCUGACCGGCUGUGACCAAGUGGUGGACGUGGGGUCCGGCCAGGGUCACCUGAGCCGCUAUCUGGCGUGCGGCCUGGGUCUGCGCGUGGUGGCCGUGGAGGCGGAGCCGCGGCUGGUGGACACGGCUCAGCGCUUCGAUCGGGAGCUGCUGGACACGCUGGAGAAGGAGGAGCGCAGGAGAACCGGGGCCCGGCCGGCCGGCCGGCCCCAGGCGCCCCGGCACGUGGUGGGGCGGGUGGACCCCGUGGCCCCGGGGCAGGACUUUCCGGUGGCCCUGGAGGGGCCGGAGCAUCGCGUGCUGCUGGCCGGGCUGCACGCCUGCGGCGACCUGAGCCCUGCCAUGCUGCGCCUGUUCACCGGAAGCCCCGGCGCGGUCGCGCUGGUCUCCGUGGGCUGCUGCUACAUGCGCCUGAGCACGGAGGCCCCGGACGCCCCCUCCGCCGCGGGCUACCCGCUUAGCACCUGGGUGCGGAGCCUCCCGGGCCACAGGCUGCCCUACCGCAGCCGCGAAGCCGCCUGCCACGCGCAGGAGGGCCACGGCCGCCGGCUGCGGAGGGCCAGUCCCGGCCUGCGCAUCCACUGCUACCGGGCGGCGCUGGAGCCCGAGAUCCGCCGCGCCCGUCCCGGCCUGCUGCGCCCCGGCCUGCAGGGAAUCCCCCACGCUCACCAGCUGCCGUUCGAGGAGUAUGCCAGCAAGGGGCUGCGGCAAGCGGGCCUGGAUCCGACCACGCCGCUGGACACGGCAGCCAUCGGGGCCCGCCUGGCCCAGGAGCCCCGCGUCACGGCGUUCGUCUCCCUGCUGCAGCUGCUGGCCCCGCUGGCUGAGACCCUCAUGCUGCUGGAUCGGGUGCUCUUCCUGCAGGAGCGAGGCUGCCAGGCGGAGGUGCUGCCCCUGUUCUGCCCGGAGCUCUCCCCCCGAAAUCUGGUGCUGGUGGCCACCAAGUGGCCCGUGGUCCCCGGGAGCUUGCGCAGCCUGGUGCCCCAACCCUGAGCGGCCCGGCUCCCCAAGGACAGACACAGGAUGGCACGGCGACCGGAGGCAUCUCUUUAUUGGACAGGGACUGUGGGCGGGCGAGCAGGCGGGGUCCCGUGGAGGGGCUCAGUACCAGUAAACUUUCUUGGGCCUCCUCGUCUCCACGAUCCCCA
Messenger RNA from Tachyglossus aculeatus (Australian echidna), 1629 nucleotides. It is a transcript of the gene METTL25B, whose product is annotated as ribosomal RNA adenine dimethylase domain containing 1. The transcript has 9 exons. Bases 53 to 1474 code for a protein of 473 amino acids. Lineage: Eukaryota; Metazoa; Chordata; Mammalia; Monotremata; Tachyglossidae. The record is from RefSeq and is a predicted model, not a curated record.